AGUGCUUUUUGUUUAUAGUUUAAAUGCACACGCCUCCCGAAUCGACGGUGGGGAGUUUCUUUUGACAAUCGUGAAUAGAGUCUCCUGAAAACCAUGGAUCCCACGCGAGAAGCGAACAGAGUUGAGCGGGGCGAUACGAGCACAGCCCCGCCGGGGAAUAUCACCGAUCCACGGUCGUGCCUCGGUAGCUGGAGACGCUGGAUCCGCCCCUUAGUCUAUGUGAUCUACGGACUCUGUGUGGCUCUGGGAGUACCGCUCAUCAUUCUAGACGUCUCAAGAGCCGAAGAGGAGAAUUUCAAGAGGACUCUGGGUGUUGUGGGAUUCUUCGCGAUGGUUGUUGCUAUCCCGAUCUCAAUCUGGGGUAUUAUCAAUCACAUCGUUUACUACACUCGACCCAACCUUCAAAAACACAUCAUCAGGAUCUUAUUCAUGGUUCCGAUCUACGAGAUGAACAGUUGGUUUGCUCUUCGUUUUCCGGGCGUCGAGAUAUAUUUAGACACAUUACGUCAGCUAUACCAGGCUUUCGUCAUGUAUAGUUUUGUCUACUACCUUCUGACGUUCUUUGACGAGGUGCCAAACUUUGAAAACCGACUGGUCAUGAAACCACAGAUAAAGUCCCCUCCACCGUGUUGUUGCGUCAGAGCAGUCCCAAACCAACGAAUUAUCCGAAGGUGUAAAGCAGGCGUGCUGAACUACACUGUUAUCCGAAUUGUUGUUACCAUAGUUUCAAUAAUCACACACCUUACAGGAAAUUACAACGAAGGGAAUUUCUCUGCAAAAUAUGCCUAUGUCUGGGUGACCGUCAUAGUAUCGAUUUCACAAAUCUGGGCCAUCUUCUGUAUAAACCUUCUCCGUAAAGCAACCCUCGAUGAGCUGAAAAUGCUACCCAGGUCCACCUCUCAGUUUGUGGGAAUUCAACUCGUGAUAUUCGUCACCAAUUUUCAGAGUACCCUUCUGAAUAUCCUGGCUCAGACAGGCGUCAUGAAGCCCAAACCAGCGUGGGGUUUCGAGGAUGAGUUUGCAUUCGCUACAAUGCUGCAGGACUUUCUGAUUUGCCUUGAGAUGGUGGCAUGUGCUAUCCUCUUCUCGUACUCCUUUGACUAUCAACGUUACAAUAUGGAGAAUGAACAAAAGAUGAGUAUCGCACAAUCUGUUAAGCAUAUGAUGACCAUGACUGACGUAAAAACCAACAUCAUGGAACGUCUCAGAGGAAAAGGCCAUUCCUCUGAGAGUCAACAAAACACGGAUCUUGUUCGAAUGGAGCAUCCUCCAACAGUGGAUGAUGUUCCUCCAUCGUUAGCAUCUCAAUCCCCGACAGAAGCAGAGGGUUCUCCGAGGAGGACACAGGGCCAUCCGUCCGUCUCUCUCCCUGACAUCAUCUUGAACCAUCAAGAGAAUUCGGACAUCAACAGAAAUCAAGAAAACGGAAUGGAAAGUCAGAGCGAUUCUCACAUACAAGUGAAGAAAUCAAGCGAGGGUACAAGUGACAAUGACACUGAUGAUUUCAUGGACGGCGACUUUACAACAGAUGACAGUGAUGUCAAUGAUAUUCCACGACGUCCCUCUGUCGAGGACCAACUUGAAACUGCUCAGGUCAAAUCUCUCCAGGUUUCAAAGAGGCAGAAGAAAAUCAGCUGCACAGGACUGAAAAUGUCAUUUGAUGAUGACGAUGACGUCUCAACCAAUGGUGAAGAUGUCAUCAAUAAAUCAGAUGGUGACACAAUUGACACACCAGACACGAGGAAUCUUGCCAUACCCGGGAGCAGACCCCAUCAAUCCAGCGACGCUGACAUGGCACUGGACGUUAAUGACAUUUCAAGCGAUGAUGACGAUAGCGAUAACGAUAUUCGUUAUCGAUCGAUAAGUGAGGAAUCUCGCACAGCAUCUCUGCCAGUUCCACAGCACAGACGGACAAAAAAGGUCAGCUAUGCCGGGAUGACCUUUGAUGACAUGGAUUGGUAUGUUAUGAGUAAUGACGAAGACCACCCGCCAAAGAGAGAGAGAAAGAACACAGGAGAGAAAAAAGAAUGAAUUUGACACUUUUGGUGUAAACUAAAAAAUAUGCACAUGUAAUAAACCUAAAAAGUGCAAGUUUAUUCACAAAUAAUAAGAGGUUUGUAUCAGAGACGUGAAAAAAGGAGACACCAAAUAAUAAAUAAAACACUAAAACUAGGAGUGAACCUGCACCCCCCUAAUCAUCAUGCAGACCUAGGGACAUGCCAUUGGUCCGUGUGUGGCGAUCAGCGUGUGGAUGUGACACCACAACGUGCAAAUUUAAGCUGCUUUUGAUACUAAGGAAAAUGCCCUCAAGCUGUAUCAAAAGUAAUAACUAUAAGCAUUUGUAGGGCGCACUUUACUUGUUAAACAUUCAAGGUCAAUCCAAGAAUUCUCGACCAAUCUGGGGAUUCAUUACAAGACUAUGAACCAACCUUUACUAUCUGAAUACCAUAUGAUUGGUUUACUGGUAUUGUAGCUAGACGAGUCUUACAAGCUAAGCUAAUGAGUUCCAU
Molecule: messenger RNA, 2510 nt
Organism: Asterias rubens (European starfish)
Lineage: Eukaryota; Metazoa; Echinodermata; Asteroidea; Forcipulatida; Asteriidae
Product: transmembrane protein 184C-like
Exons: 8
Coding region: 94-2031 (645 amino acids)
Biological process (GO): transport
Molecular function (GO): transporter activity
Source: RefSeq, a predicted model, not a curated record